This is a messenger RNA of Beauveria bassiana ARSEF 2860, 639 nucleotides long. RefSeq names its product DUF1168 domain-containing protein. Gene Ontology annotation, biological process: negative regulation of protein kinase activity. Lineage: Eukaryota; Fungi; Ascomycota; Sordariomycetes; Hypocreales; Cordycipitaceae. Bases 1 to 639 code for a protein of 212 amino acids. The transcript has a single exon. The record is from RefSeq and is a predicted model, not a curated record. Gene Ontology annotation, cellular component: nucleolus. Gene Ontology annotation, molecular function: protein kinase binding; protein kinase inhibitor activity; double-stranded RNA binding.
AUGUCUGCCGACGUCCCCGAAUCCAUCCCCACGUCUGCCGACCCUCGUUCGCGUCGUCCCACCAAACGCCGCGCCCUCACGCCCUCGUCCGCCCAAGCCGCCUCGGUCGACGCCCUCUUUUCCAAACCCGACCGCGACAUUCGCCUUCCCUCCUCUUCGCAGCGCCCCACCCACGCCGGAAGUCGCCCGCCCGAGAUAGUAACCAACGUGCAGGGAUCGUCGGCCGGCGCGGGCUCGGGCGAGUUUCACGUGUACAAGGCGGCAAGGCGGCGCGAGUACGAGCGGCUGCGCGAGAUGGAUGCCGAGGUGAAGCGCGAGCAGGAGCAGGAGACGUUUGUGAGGGAAAAGGAGCGCAGGGAGAAGCAGGACGCGGAAAAGACGAGGAAGAAUAGGGAGAGGAGGGAAAAGAUGAAGCAGCGCAAGGCGAAAAUGGGAAAAGGUAGUAGUAGUAGUGGUAGUGGUGGUGGUGGUGGUGGUGGUGGUGGUGAAGGGGGGAAUGGCAAGAUGGCGAAUGGGCAGGGUAUCAAGCCGGCGCAAGUUUCGACAGAGAAUGGGAAAGAGGAGGAAAGUAAUGGAGAAAUGGCAAAGAUCGCGACAGCAACGUCAGAAGCAGGCCUCGUCAUUCACGACGAUGAUUAG